AUGAUAGAUAAUCAAACUUUGUAAAGUAUACUCAACUAUUAGAAUGUAACAGAAGGGUAUUCAUAUGAAGAAUUGAGUGAGUUAAAGAAUUUUAAGACUAUGCUUUCUAGUGAUAAGAUUUAUUUUGGGCAAGUAUUCAAUUCAAAGAAGCACGGGAAAGGUGUGUUGUGGUCCAAAUCAGGACAUAUUUAUGAAGGGGAAUUUAAUAACAAUAGAAAACAUGGAUUUGGGAUAGAGAUAUUCUAAUCUAAAUCUAGUUAUUGUGGAAGUUAUGUAAAUGGUAGGCCAGAAGGCUUAGGAAAAUUUAUUUGGGGAAAUGGAGAAUCUUAUGAUGGGGAAUGGUUGAACGGGUUUAAACAUGGUUAUGGAACCUGGGUAGGAUUAAAGGGAGAUAGUUAUAGUGGUUAAUGGGCGUAUGACAAGCCUCAUGGUUAAGGCAUUCAUAAAUGGAUUAAUGGAGAACAAUACCAGGGAGAGUUUAAGGAAUGUUUGAAACACGGUUUCGGUGAAGAAAUGUUUUCAAAUGGAGAUAGGUAUGUUGGGAUGUAUUAAAAUGGAACUCCAGAUGGAGAUGGAGAAUAUUUCUAUUCAAGUGGGGCAUAUUUCCACGGUUAAUUUUUGAAUGGAUUAAAAUCCGGGUAUGGUGAGUAUCGAUGUGCCAAUUACACUUAUAAGGGCUAUUAUCAAAAUGACAAAAAGAACGGAGAAGGAGAGUUGAUAUAUGCAGAUGGAAGUAGAAAAAAAGGAAAAUUUUAUAAUGAUUUAUUUGAGAAUAUUGAAACAAAUAAGCUCACUAUUAACACAUAACCAGAAAGAAGUCCCAAACAUAUAGUCAAUAUUACUAAUUCUAAACCUCCACUCUAUUUAUCUUAGACUAAACCAACCAAACAUUAGAUUGAAUCCUCGUCUUUGAAUAAAACGGUUAACAUAACUAGACAUUCUCAAGAAACUAAACUAAAGAAUCAAAUCAAUAGAUUGCCAGUUAUGAGUAUUAAAUUGAGGAGCAAUUCAACCAGAUAAUCAAAUCAAGAUAGCGAACCCAAUAGUAGUAGUUAACGUAAAAACAAUUACUCAGUAAAUAGUAAACAGACUUCUCCUAAGUAUUCUGUGAUUAAUUAAACACUGCCAACUACGAAGACAAUUUAUAAAAAUAAUAAUCAAUAGGAGUUUUCUUAAAAGUUUGACAGCACCAUCGGAAAAUUUAAUACUAAAAUAGGAUUGAAAGAAAAAUAAAGUCAGAAUUAUAGAGGUAUGCUUUCAUCAAAAUAAAAUUGA
This is a messenger RNA of Paramecium octaurelia, 1275 nucleotides long. Lineage: Eukaryota; Ciliophora; Oligohymenophorea; Peniculida; Parameciidae. The record is from the annotation of a GenBank genome assembly.